AUGUCAACAAGUAACCCCAAGUCUACAGGAACUAAAUCAUCCUCUAGAUCACCAGACAAAUCCAAGCACGAAAGACGCUCUUCUUCUGGAAAAGUAAUUACCGAUCGUAAUGCACCCCUCCUCGAAGCCUGGUUCUUCUCCAAUAAAACCAAAUUAUUAGUGGAUCCAGCUCCUAAUCUUACGCCUGAUGAAAAGAUCCAACGAGUCCUUGCGGGAGAAAUUCACAUUGUUUCAUACCCUGGCACUAGCCAAUACAGCCAAGGCGCGCCCUCUGCUUGUGGUUUAGCUGCACUAAAUACGAUUCGUAUCGCACUCGAUAAGCCACUACAAGGCGUGACUGGAGUUAAUCUCUUAAAGUCGUUGAGUUUAUUGGACACUCACCUUGAUGCGACCGCGAUCUGUGUACAUUGGUCCAGUCGUGGUCAUUUAGAGCCCGACCACCUAUUCAGUCUUCCACUGUUCCAUCAGGCCAUGAAAGUUUACGAUCGACAUGAUAAAUUGGUGGGAUUUGAAUCGUUUCUAACUAUGAUCAACUCUCUUCAGACUGCGGAAACUACCAAUGACAUCACCGCAGCCUUGAUUACCCGCCCACCCGAGAUAGUCGCCAUUCUACGCGUACCACUAUCUACCACUGAGCCUUCAGUCUCCUCCAAUUUAAAUAGGGACGAGUCUAUAUAUGCGAUCUUUGACUCUCAUUCUAGACCUGAGCAUCCGGAUGGAGCAGGCUUAACACUCUUGCCGUCUAUUGCCGCAGCAGCCCAACACCUCACCGCGCUACUUCGGGUAAAUAUCAAUACAGGGUCGCCAGGGCUGUCGUGGGAAGCACAACUCAUGUCACAGUUCUCUGCACAUCUUGUGCGCAGGGUUGAGUGGCGCCAACCGGCUGAAGAGAGAACUACUAGAUUGGCGGCCAUAUAUGAAGCAAACGUAGGCUUGUUGCAUGCAUUCGAUGCGGAAGAAGAGGCGAAGCGGCUGCGUAGUGAAGUGACCGAGUUGAGGGAGAAGGCCAGGAAACUCGAACGAGAACUACAUCACGCUUACUCGGCGCUCGACUCAAAGCCGAAAUCUCCAAUCGAGCCUAAACCCGUGUCCGAGUCCAAGAAAUAUCCUGAAGGCCUAUCGGAAGACGCACUCCUUGCACUAAAGAUGCAGGAGGAAUUCGACGCAGAGGAUCAGUUGCUGACCGAAUUAGCAGCUGAAGAGCCGGAGCAGAGCAAAAACGUAUUCGAUUGUGGUAUCUGCUUUGAGACAUUCCAUAUGGGCGCCCUCGCCCCUAUGGAUGGGUGCGACCACAAAUACUGCCGGGAGUGUAUGAGGGAUUAUAUCAAGUCCAAGCUCGCAUCUAGGACCUUUCCACUUUUGUGUCCUACUUGCCAUGCAUCGAAGGAUGGAAGCCGAGGAACCGCUGGGCAGGCUUUGGUCGAGAUAAUAGGACUUGACGAGCGAGAAUAUGCAACAUAUGUCGAAUUAUCGCUAGCAUCCCUGUCAGUUAUGGUCCACUGUCGAAAAUGCCAGAGAGCUGCAUUCGUCAUGCGAGCCGACCUCGAGUCAGAAAUGGAGAUUACCUGUCCAUUGCCCGAUUGCGACUACAAAUGGUGCAAGAAUUGCAAUAAGCCGAUCGAAGGAGAUGAGAAACACUCAUGUGAUGGGACAAGCGAAUUGCGGGAAUUGAUGGCUUCAGAGGGAUGGAAGGAAUGUCCGGGAUGUAAAACCCCCAUCAGUCGGAAUGAAGGAUGCUACCAUAUGACGUGUACUACGCCCGGCUGCAAUUCGCACUUUUGUUAUCGCUGCGGGGCCCUCAUUACCCAAUCCCUAGACCGGGCGAUUAUCCAAUCCGCAGUCAACGAGCAUUUCCGUGGGAGAUGUGAUAUGUUUGAUGCACCUAUGCUCUCCUUCCUGCAACGCUUACGAAGACGUUGA
This is a messenger RNA of Rhizoctonia solani, 1920 nucleotides long. Its product is annotated as E3 ubiquitin-protein ligase ARI6. Gene Ontology annotation, cellular component: cytoplasm; ubiquitin ligase complex. The record is from RefSeq and is a predicted model, not a curated record. Gene Ontology annotation, molecular function: ubiquitin conjugating enzyme binding; zinc ion binding; ubiquitin protein ligase activity. Bases 1 to 1920 code for a protein of 639 amino acids. Lineage: Eukaryota; Fungi; Basidiomycota; Agaricomycetes; Cantharellales; Ceratobasidiaceae. The transcript has 10 exons. Gene Ontology annotation, biological process: ubiquitin-dependent protein catabolic process; protein polyubiquitination; positive regulation of proteasomal ubiquitin-dependent protein catabolic process.